ACCUGCUGGAAAUAACCCACCCGUUGGGAAUAACCAACCUGCUGGAAAUAACCCACCCGUUGGGAAUAAUAACCCACCCGUUGGAAAUAAUUCCCCUGGAAAACCAGCAGCAAUGACAGACAGCGAGAGGGAGAAGUCCCAUGCAGAGGCCAACGCUCAUGCUACUAAAAUGGUACUAAUAGCUGGAGUUCCAAUGGUUGGUAUACCGAUUAUAAUCUGUAUUAUCAUUUUCCUGAUAAUAAAGAAGAAGGAUCUCGCCGAAGAUAAAGUGCGAGCAGGUCAGAUUGCACGUGGUGAACUUGUAAGAAUACCAAGUAGCGAAAUCCCCGAACCAGUAUAUCCUCGUACACAUUGGAAAUACAAACGUAAAAUGAGACAACUCGGAUACUAGGACGUUAAUUAAAAUUAUAUUUAGGCUACAUGUUAAACUUGCUGACGUGGCUACUUGCAUAUAUAGAAAUAUAAAUGUGUUUUCUCAGUUUCUCAGAUUUUAUACAAGUACUAGGCUACAUGUCCCUAUGGAAUAGUUAGUAAACUAAAUAUUCGAUAGGCUAUUUUUUAUCCGUAUGCCGAUUCCCCUCACCUUCGCUCGGCUAUCAUAUUGUGGCGUUUAAAGUUGUACUACUCCACAUAUAUAUAAUAUAUUCAUGCAUUUCAUUAUGUUAUCAGGUAUAAGUCAGCACGUAUCUGUUUUCGAGGCAAAACUGGUUUAAACUUCAGAACUGUUUCACGUCAUCAGGUGACGUGAUUGUAAAAUGACGCAUCAAAAGUUUAUCAAUUUGCCGCUAAAUACGAUUUGAUAAAUAAGAAUGAAUACUAGCCUCAAAAUCGAGUUGUUCACUCUUAGAUUGAUUAAUUAUGCAAAUGGUGCACCAAAAAGUUUGGUAGCUAAUAAUUCAGAUUUCCAGUCAUUUUUCAAAUACGUUGACAUUCCAAUCAUCAAAUAUUCCACUAUACAGUGCAAAAACACAUCAUCUUUUUAACACCAUUGUGAUUGUGAGGAUUGAA
Messenger RNA from Owenia fusiformis, 1008 nucleotides. NCBI's taxonomy places the organism in Eukaryota, Metazoa, Annelida, Polychaeta, Sabellida, Oweniidae. The record is from the annotation of a GenBank genome assembly.